Molecule: messenger RNA, 1458 nt
Organism: Malus domestica (apple)
Lineage: Eukaryota; Viridiplantae; Streptophyta; Magnoliopsida; Rosales; Rosaceae
Product: tetraketide alpha-pyrone reductase 1-like
Molecular function (GO): oxidoreductase activity, acting on the CH-OH group of donors, NAD or NADP as acceptor
Source: RefSeq, a predicted model, not a curated record
AGCAUUAUCCUAAUCCAACAGAUUGGAUGGCGUCAGGUUUUGCCAGAUGAGAAUGUAUGCUGCUCUUCUGAACUUGACAUGUUUCACUUGGGUUCUCCGCAACUGGGUCUCAUCAUUUUCCUGCCGGCUGGAGCCCUCAAACGGUCAAACCAGUAGAAAAGUGCUGCUGAUUUGAAGGGGAUGGAUGAAAAACUUGAAUCCAAAGGCAAAGUUUGUGUUACGGGGGCUUCUGGCUAUCUGGCAUCUUGCCUUAUAAAGCGGCUUCUCUUAUCGGGCUAUCAUGUAAUUGGAACCGUCAGAGAUCUAGGAAACCAGAAAACGUUGGCACAUUUAUGGAAGCUGGAAGGAGCUAAAGAAAGACUCAGAUUGGUGGAGGCUGAUUUAAUGAAAGAAUGCAGCUUUGAUGAUGCAAUCUUGGGAUGCCAUGGUGUCUUCCAUUCUGCUUCCCCUGUAUUGAAGAAACCUUCAUCUGAUCCAAAGAGAGAAGUCUUGGAGCCAGCGAUUGAGGGUACCUUGAACGUGUUGCGUUCGUGUAAGAAAAAUCCAUCUCUGAGGCGAGUGGUUCUCACUUCAUCUUCUACAGCUCUAAGGAAUAGACCCGAUGAAGAUUUAGCAUCCUGUGUAAAACUGGAUGAAUCAUCUUGGAGCUCUGUGGAACACUGCCAGAGACUUCAGCUCUGGUACCCUUUAUCUAAAGUUCUAGCCGAGAAGGCAGCGGGGGAUUUUUGCAAAGAAAAUGGGAUCGAUUUAGUAACUGUUCUGCCUGCGUGGGUGAUUGGACCUAGUUUGUCACCUGAUCUAUGCUUGACUGCAUCACGGGUACUCAGCCUGCUUAAAGGGGAUACCGUAUGGUAUGGAAGAAUGGGAUAUGUUCACAUUGAUGAUGUUGCACUCUGUCACAUCUUAGUUUAUGAGCAUGAAAGUGCUCAUGGUCGAUAUCUUUGUAGCUCAACAGUUUUGGACAACGAUGAGUUGGCUUCCUUAUUAUCCAUGCGAUAUCCUUCCUUACCUAUUGCCAAAAGGUUGAAGCAAGUAAGCAGACCAUAUUAUGAGUUCGACACGUCAAAGUUGCAGAGUCUAGGAUUCAAGUUCAAGAGUAUCCAGGAGAUGUUUGAUGAUUGCAUUGACUCUUUGGUGGAGCAAGGCCAUCUUUCUGCACUCUAGUUAAUUUAUGCUCUCUGAUUUAUCUUGCCUUUUAGUAAGUGUUGAUCGAGGAAGGCGAUUAUAAAGACGUCGAUGACGGUAGUCAGGAUGGUAUGAAGCAAGCAGAAUUUACUUUUCAUAUGAUCUUUAUGCAGUGAUUUCGUAUAUAAUUAUAAAUAAACAUGAUUGCAAACAAAUGCUUAUGUUACCGAACAAAUUCUUAUAUCAUCAGAUUGUGAAUCUGAACUGAACAUUUAGCAAUCAGUUGAUUAGUCGUUCAGAGUCACUACCGAGUUGCUUAGUGGUUCAGAUUAA